Messenger RNA from Macadamia integrifolia, 1745 nucleotides. RefSeq names its product interaptin-like. The transcript has 6 exons. The record is from RefSeq and is a predicted model, not a curated record. NCBI's taxonomy places the organism in Eukaryota, Viridiplantae, Streptophyta, Magnoliopsida, Proteales, Proteaceae. Gene Ontology annotation, molecular function: actin binding. The coding region runs from base 324 to 1628 and encodes 434 amino acids.
UGCGGCUGCACACUAGUCUCUCUCUCCUUAUUUCUUCAUAUUUUUUUCCCAACUCGUUUUUGAAUUUUCGAGAAGCUCGAAUCGAUUUUCGGCGACGAUAUCCAAGAUUUUGAGCUCGAGCUCGCAGAAGCUUGGAUCGAUUUUCGGUGACAUAUCCAAUAUUCCGAGCUCGAACUCGCAGAAGCUCGGAUCGGUUUUCGGUGACAUUGUCCAAGAUUAUGAGCUCGAACUUGCAGAGCUGAAAUUCGCAUCCAAGCUUAGAUCUAUCUUGAAGCGACAUCACAGAACAGCAAAAUGGUCAAGGCGCAUAUCACUGUCCAAGGAUGACGAAACAUCACGGGAGGGAUGAAAUAAAAUCCCUUUUGGGGUCUCAUGCUGCUCCUGAAAAAACUGAAGAGCUUGAAGAGACAAAAAAAGAAAUUGAAAAUAAAGUGAAAAGGGUCUUGAAGCUUAUCAAAGAUGAAGAAGACGAGGUGAACUUGAACAUAGAGUCACAACUUGUUGACCUUGUCGAGAAGUACCACAAACAGUGCCAAUCACUGUAUGAACAUCAUGAUGAUCAUGCUGCAGAGUUAAAGGAGAAAUUUUAUUACCAAGAAGGAACAAGUUCCAGCCAAUAUUCCGAUUCGGAUCCUUCUUCUAAGGAGAAACCCAGUGGAAGCAUUAAACAACAAAUUGAAGCUGCAAAUGAUAAGGGGAAGAAAUUCUCUGAAGACCUGAAAGCCAGAGAUGAUCUGUUGAAAGAUGAUAAUUCAACAUUGCGGGAUGAGAAUGGAGCACUAAAACAUGAACUGGUAUUUGUGAAUGAGGGAGCUACUGAUUUAACUCAGGAAUUGUAUUCUGCUCAGGUGGAGAACCUGGUACUGGUUUCAAAAACUGUAGAAAUUGCAAAUACCAUGAAGCAGGAACAGAGAAUAAUACAGGGUUUACAAUUAAAGCUGGCCUCUUUACAAACCCAGAAAAAGGAACUGGAAGAGCAGUUUGAAGAGCAAAAUUUGAAGCUGCAGUUGGUUCAAACUGAACUACGAGACUUAGAAUUGGAAAGAAUGUCAAAAGAGAAAGAGGAUAACCAAAGACUGGUUUCAAAAACUGUAGAAAUUGAUUCAUAUAUUGAGGAGAGUAGGAUGAUGAAGGAAGAAAUAAUACUUGGAAGCCAAACGAUUACAAGGUUACAGGAUGAGAUAAACACGACUGAAUCUAACCUGCAGCUCUCAAACAAUAAGCUUCAUGCCACAGAACAAUUACUUGCUGAGAGGAAAGAAGUCUACAGAAAAGAAGAGAAGUUCCAACAAGAAUGUAAAGAACUAAAGGAACAAAAUUCCAAAUUGUCCAAUGAGAUUGCCACUGCUCAGAGAGAUCUCAUUGAGAUCAGAAGUUCACUGGAGAAGACAAGCAAUUCAUUCUCCGGACUUGAAGUAGUGUUCCAGGAGUUCCAGGAAAAUGACAGUUCCUUCCAGAGCCGUAUUGUUGAAGUUUCAGAAGCACUCGGGAUUGUAAAGAACUGGCUUAUGGAUACAAAUGGUAAGAUAGAAGAACUGGAGAAGCGACUCAAAGAGCAAGAAGAUGAGGUGCUCAGACUGGAAGAGAAGAAAGAAGUGAUAAGGUGCUCAGCAUGUGUACCACUGUGAUCAAAUUGAUGAUCUGAAGGAUGUCUUGAGAUUUUCAUUUUUUUUAAAUUUUCACUUGUAGGGCAGUUGGACUUGUUAAUUGAAUUGAGAAAUGAAUACCAAAUCUGGCUUUCCUUA